CACGUGCGACAUAUCCUUCCGAGCAACAGAGGAAAACACCGGAGAGAGAGAGGAGAGAGAGAGGAGCGGAGCAUCCGGAAUGGGCAACACGAAAGCGGCCACAACGACAAGGAAGACGAAGAAGAAGGGGCGACCCUCUCUCUUGGACCUCCAGCGCCGCAGCCUCCGCCUCCAACAGCAACGGGAGCAGCAGUGCGAUCCUGGCUCCGAUGACGAUCCCCGCCUCCGUGACUCAGCCGCGGCGGUAGCGGACGAUGACGAAGAAUCGGACCAUGGGAGGCGGGAGAAGAAGCUCCGCUUGGUCCUUCGCCUCCACAAUAACCCUAACGCUGCUGAUUCGGCUGUCUCUGGCUCCGAAUCCGAUGACCGCAGAAGCAGAAACCUCGGGGCCGGCGGGAAUGGUGCCGAGACAGAAAGGCAGAAUCCUACAUCGAAAGUGACGGAUCUUCCACAAGAUUUUGGACCCACUACACCAUUUCCGGACAAAAAGUUGUUGGUUUUCAUCCUGGAUAGAUUGCAGAAGAAAGAUACUUAUGGUGUCUUUGCGGAACCUGUUGAUCCUGAGGAGCUUCCAGAUUAUCAUGACAUUAUCAAACAUCCCAUGGAUUUUGCUACGGUCAGAAAGAAGCUUUCUGAUGGAGCUUAUACCAACCUGGAGCAGUUUGAGAAAGAUGUCUUUUUAAUCAGCUCAAAUGCAAUGCAAUACAAUGCACCAGACACAAUUUACUACAGACAGGCUCGAGCAAUACAAGAGCUUGCAAAAAAGAAUUUCGAUAAUCUAAGACAAGAAAGUGAUGAUAAUGAUGAAGAACCAAAGCCAGCAAGGAGAGGCAGGCCACCGACUAAAAAUAUCUUCAAGAAAUUAGGUCGGCCCACUGUUGACAAUGUUUGCUCCAAUGUCUCUUCCAAUGCGACGCUUGCUAAUGCAGGAGACAAUCAUCAAUCAACCAACUUGUUGAACAAUUUAUUUCAUACUGGAUUGGAUAAAACCAAGUUAACCAACCUGCCUACAAAACCUUAUGCUCUUCGCAAUACUGAACCUCAUAGUUUCCCCAAUGAGCAUACGCUUGAAAGGGAAGACAAUUCAGGUUCUGCCUAUAAAAGUGGUCCAUUGAAAUAUCUAAAGAAGUCCUUUGUUAUGGAUGAAAAUCGUCGCAGUACAUAUACCCUACCUGAGGUGGUCAACUCCCUAAUGGUGCCAUCAGUGUUAACGACAUUUGAUGGAGAGAGAAAGCAGCUGAUUCCUGUCGGCCUUUACACGGAGCAUGUUUAUGCAAGGAGCUUGGCACGAUUUGCUGCAAAACUUGGUCCAAUUGCCUGGGAAAUUGCUGCUAAACGAAUUGAGCGCCUUCUCCCUCCUGGGACAAAGUUUGGCCGUGGUUGGAUUGGAGAGAAAGAGGCACUGCAACAGUCUCAUCCUCUACCAUCUAAAUCCCCGAAUUCAUCCCAACCUGAAAACUUGGCAACCACAAGUGCAUCGGCAUCUGAACAUGCGUCUGAUGAUGCAGCGAUCGAAGUUAACACAGGCUCAAGUUCACCAGCUAUGCCCCUUUCUCAUCCAAGAAGAUCCAUAGAUUCUGCAGAAGUCAGUGCUAGAAGUCAAGCUAGUUCUUUGAAACCACAUAACGCUGUAGGCCUACAUGGUAUGUGGCAAAAGACAGGAAACCAACUUCCACAAGUAGUUGGUUUAGGGUUUAAUCGUCUUUCUCAAGUCGGAAAUACUGUCAAGGUAUCAGCAGCAUCUGGGAGUUUUAGUUCAGAGGCAACAAUAUUGCAUUCUCACACAUCGACAGACAUGCUGUCAAGAACUAACAUUCAAGCGUCGACUAGUAAUUUAAACACUGAUUCUGUAUAUUCAGUUACUGAUCCAAGUACCUCAUCAGUUUCCGGCAGCCACCUGCCUGAUGGCCCCCAUGAUUCUCAGGGAAUAAGGAGAGUGACCUUGAUGCCGAAGUCGGUUUCUAUUUCUCCUGACCUAAAUUUAGGCUUUCAAUCAACAGGAUCACCAGUUUCAGGGGUUCGAUUAGAUUCGAAAAACCCAAACCUAGCAUUGGGGCUCUGAAACUGUACACCUUUCCUUUCCACUUGGUAGAAGUUAGAGAACAGAAACGGCUUAUGGCUCAUGUUGUUACAAAUAGCGCCCCCUAGUGAUGCAGGUGUUUUAACAAUUGAUGAAACCCGCAUUCCGUUGUAAAAGUAGAAGGGUGUUUGUACAGAUUAAUCAUUAUCGAUAUUAAUUCUUAACAAGUCUUUUGUUGUUC
Zingiber officinale is the source of this 2261-nucleotide messenger RNA. RefSeq lists its product as uncharacterized. Gene Ontology annotation, molecular function: protein binding. Lineage: Eukaryota; Viridiplantae; Streptophyta; Magnoliopsida; Zingiberales; Zingiberaceae. The record is from RefSeq and is a predicted model, not a curated record. The transcript is spliced from 9 exons. The coding region runs from base 80 to 2062 and encodes 660 amino acids.